Messenger RNA from Juglans regia (Persian walnut), 905 nucleotides. Its product is annotated as N-terminal acetyltransferase B complex catalytic subunit NAA20. Gene Ontology annotation, molecular function: protein-N-terminal amino-acid acetyltransferase activity. Gene Ontology annotation, cellular component: NatB complex. The record is from RefSeq and is a predicted model, not a curated record. Bases 104 to 628 code for a protein of 174 amino acids. NCBI's taxonomy places the organism in Eukaryota, Viridiplantae, Streptophyta, Magnoliopsida, Fagales, Juglandaceae. The transcript is spliced from 6 exons. Gene Ontology annotation, biological process: N-terminal peptidyl-methionine acetylation.
ACCUGUGUAUCCAAACGGGCUUUAGUCGCUUCGCAGCCCAAUCUACUUGAAAGCUGAUCGAAUAAACCAUAGUGUAAGAGCAGAGAGAGAGAGAGAGAGAGAGAUGACGACGAUACGCAGAUUUUGCUGCAACGACCUUCUCCGCUUCACUUCCGUCAACUUAGACCACCUAACCGAAACCUUCAACAUGUCCUUCUACAUGACCUAUUUAGCAAGAUGGCCCGACUAUUUCCAUGUCGCCGAAGGCCCUGGGAAUCGAAUCAUGGGUUACAUUAUGGGAAAGGUUGAAGGACAAGGGGAGUCUUGGCAUGGUCAUGUAACUGCAGUAACUGUUGCUCCAGAAUAUCGAAGACAGCAAUUAGCCAAGAAACUCAUGAACUUGCUGGAAGAGAUCAGUGACAAGAUUGACAAGGCUUACUUUGUGGAUCUUUUUGUUAGAGCCUCAAACACACCAGCAAUAAAGAUGUACGAGAAGCUUGGUUAUAUAAUCUAUAGACGGGUGCUACGCUAUUAUUCAGGCGAGGAAGAUGGGUUAGAUAUGAGGAAAGCAUUAUCUCGGGAUGUCGACAAAAAGUCCAUCAUCCCCCUUAAACGACCUAUAACACCCGAUGAAUUAGAGUAUGAUUAGACCAGCUUUCUAUGGAGUUUCUGCAGAUAAAUUCCAUAAUAUUCAUAAUCAUGUGCUUGCGGCUUUUGAAGGUGUUGAAGUUAGGCAUCGUAGACGGAUUUUAGAAUUUCAUGUCAAAAUGUGGUUUCAUAAAUCUGCUGGUAAGAUUAUCCAAUAUAAUGCUGGUAAGGUGUUAUUGGUACCUCUUUCACGUACCGGAAAGAUUGUUUUUUUAUUAUUUAAUUUAAUUUUUUAUGUUUGGACGCAAGAUUCGAAAAAAAGGGUAAGAUUUGAAUCA